AUGGGCUCCAACGAACCCGCCAAAAUCAAUCUCGUCCGCAUCGCCCACGUCUACUACACGCAUCAAAACAUCGAAAAAGCCCGUGAAUUCCUCGCCGACUUUGGAUUCAUCGAAUCUCAACGCUCCGGCAGCAAGACCUACUACCGCGGCUACGGUAGGGAGCCUUUUGUCUACUGCGCCCAAGAAGGGCCCAAGGAUGAAUUUGGCGGCGCUGCCUUCGUGGUCGAAACCGAACAGGACCUCGAACUAGCUCAGCAGACUUUGCCGGGUGCAUCGAAGAUCUACGAGUUGGAUGCGCCCGGUGGCGGUCGUUGCGUAACCUUCCAUGAUCCGGUGGACGGGUUUCCUUUCCACCUGGUCUAUGGACAGACGCCAUUGACUGAUGAGCAGCUGUUGCCGGAGCUUCAAUUCAAUUUUCCGGCACACAAGCAACGACCAGCGGGACGGUAUCAACGAUUUGAGAAAGGUCCGGCUCCGGUGCACAAAUUGGGCCAUUUCGGCAUGUGCGUGACAAAUUUCGACAAGACAUUCGAAUUCUAUACUAGUCGAUUCAACUUUUAUCCAAGCGAUCUGGGACACACCCCUGACGGCAAGAACGUGAUCGUAUUCAACCGUCUCGCCCGUGGCAAGGAGCUAGUUGAUCAUCACUGCUUCUUCUUCUUCGAAGGACCCAAGUCGCACGUGCAUCAUUCGUCUUUUGAGACGCACGACUUCGACACCCAAGUGCUAGGACACGACUGGCUCCGGCACAAAGGAUACGAGAAUUGUUGGGGCGUGGGAAGACAUGUUAUGGGCAGUCAAAUUUUCGACUACUGGUAA
Messenger RNA from Capronia epimyces CBS 606.96, 819 nucleotides. RefSeq lists its product as uncharacterized. The transcript has 4 exons. Lineage: Eukaryota; Fungi; Ascomycota; Eurotiomycetes; Chaetothyriales; Herpotrichiellaceae. Gene Ontology annotation, cellular component: mitochondrion. The record is from RefSeq and is a predicted model, not a curated record. Gene Ontology annotation, biological process: L-methylmalonyl-CoA metabolic process. The coding region runs from base 1 to 819 and encodes 272 amino acids. Gene Ontology annotation, molecular function: methylmalonyl-CoA epimerase activity.